Phoenix dactylifera (date palm) is the source of this 1109-nucleotide messenger RNA. The record is from RefSeq and is a predicted model, not a curated record. NCBI's taxonomy places the organism in Eukaryota, Viridiplantae, Streptophyta, Magnoliopsida, Arecales, Arecaceae.
GCCCCGGGUCUCCUACACCCCACCAGCGCCAUCCGCUCGUCCCCGCUAGCAGAUAUAAAUUAGAACGGGUUCCGGCGGAGAUUCCACAGCCGCCGCUCUUUCUCCUCUCUUUCUCCUCGCCGUCCGCCGCUUUCAAGGCCACGAGAACGAGCGCAGCGAGAGGGAGAGAGAGAGAUAGCAAGAUGAAGGCUACUGUGAAGGGGAGAUACGAGGUGGACAAGAGCUCCGCUACCGCCACCUUCGCCGUCAACGCCGGGGACCUCAAGCUCAAGGCCUCCAUGACCGACGCCACCUUCGUCCAGGGCCCUUCCCUCAACGGCCUCGCCCUCUCCCUCGAGAAGCCCGGCUCCUUCAUCAUCGACUACAACGUCCCCAAGAAGGAUGUUAGGUUUCAGUUCAUGAACUCGGCGAGGGUUUUGGACAAGACGGUGAAUCUGACCUACACGCAUGCCCGCGGGGACAAUCGGGUGGGCAUCGACGGCUCGGUGGCGUUCGAUCCGGCGAACAAGGUGUCGGUGAGUUAUGCUCUGGAUUCGGGGAAUUGUAAGGUGAAGUAUGUGUACACCCACGGGGUGCUGAGGAGGACAGUGCUGGAGCCCUGCUAUGACGUGUCGAAGAACUCGUGGGAUUUUGCGGUGACGAGAAAGUUUGAAGGGGGUGAUUCGCUUAAGGCCACCUACCAGACGUCGUCCAAGCAUCUCGGGCUGGAAUGGAACAGGGAGUCAAAGUUCAAUGGGUCCUUCAAGCAUUGUUUGAUCUGCCUCUGUGAGGACAUGUAUCUCAGUAGUGGUGAGGAAAGCGUGUAUGAGAUCAGGAUAAAUACCGUUGUCUAAAAUCUGUGUGGAAGCAAGCCAGUGUCUGAAGUCUACAUCGUACCAACCCCCGUGAACUGUGCAGCGUAAAUGUCAACCCAGCCCUUUCAAGCGGCCCGAAUUUGCUUGGAAAAGAUGGCUCAUCUGAAUCCAAACAUUCCUGGACCGGGAAAUGCAUAUGGACUGUGAGUCUGUGAUUGCUUCCAAUGUUUUUCAAGCAGAAUUCUUUUCAAAAUUUUUAUCAAAUAUUUCUAUUUUAUAAAUUAAAAAAUAUUUUUUGUCCCUCCAAAAAAUUUU